UGAUAGAUCUCUAAUUUUGCUAGGUAUAAAGAGCUUGUUGCCUCAAAUAAAGGUAGCCUUUGGCGACAUUUCGAAAGUAGCUCCAGACUGUGUUCGAUGGCGGUAUUUUGCCUAAUCUAUAAAUUUAGAGAAAUAACUGUCGAAAGCAAGAAUUGAAUAGAUUUUUUCGUACUUAUCGUAUCAUAUAUUGACUGACCCGCAAGUGAAAUGUGGUCCGGUUAAAUGGGUCGAACAUAUCGCAAAAGAAGACGUUACAACCAAAUGUUUAUAAGGAACAUUACUGUACGGGGUUUGUAUUCAUGGAUAGUUGCUAAAGGCUUUCGACCAUCGAAAUGUAACUUGCGAUUGGCUGUUACAUCAUCAGGAAGGGGCAUGGUUUGUCAAAAUGCCGUGCAACCUGGAGAUAUUAUAAUUAGUCUUCCGGAAAGUUUAUUAAUCACAGAAAGCAAGGUCCGCGCGUCGAUUCCAAAUCUACCGAACACAUUUUCAAUUGAAGAGAUCCUCACAGCGUUCAUCAUCGCGGAAACGCGACUUGGAUCAUAUUCCACCUGGCAACCGUACAUCAGUUCCUUGCCGGCAGAAUUCAAUUCCCUGUUCACGUACAAGCAGCUCGAUAAACUACCGCGAGGAUUACAACUUGCUUUUGGUAAUGCGUGGCCUAUUGUAAAGCGUAUCGUCUAUUUGAGCAAUUAUCGUCAUUCUGUAGACAGGUGGUGUACUACUGCUCUUCGGUCCUGGAGAAAUCUGUCAAAGUAUUUUCAAGCUGUCAAGGCCGACGACGUUUCGGAGUCUGAGUUUUUAUGGAGCUGGUGCGUUGUAAACACGCGGUGCAUAUAUGUCGAAGGUCACGGCGGAGUUCUCGCACCCUUUUUGGACAUGCUGAACCAUCAUUGGACUGCAAGCGUGAAUACUCAAUUCAAGGAAGGGCAUUUUGUAAUCAUCUCGAAUAGCCGGUACGAGCCGGGCGAAGAAGUGUUUAUCAGCUACGGUAAUUAUGAUAAUAGGACGCUAUUGCAAAACUACGGUUUUGUCCUCGACGACAAUCCGAACGAUUGUGUCCCUAUUGAACGUCACCAUCUAGAUUUGCUACACGCAGUCAAGAAAUUUACGCGGUUCGACCAGAAGAUCGCGCUAAUUGAAAAGAGAGAAUUUCUAACGAAUCAAACCGGUUUUACGGUCGAAGGUGCUACAUGGAAUCUAAUAGUUAUCUUAAACAUUCUCGAAGAUUGUACACCUCAUGGGGUGAGCCGUUGGAAGCUACAUAUGAUUCAAAGUACUGAAGAAACUAGCAACUUGGAGCUAGUGGCACUGUUAGCUGAGAUUGUGCUGGAUGCUUAUCCAAAUGAUAUACAAGACUACACGUUGAAGAAACUUGUACAAAUUGAAAAACAAAUAUUGUAUAAAUUGGCUAUACACAAGUAGAUUCUAUUAAGGCAAAAUAUAUCGUGUAUAUGAACUACGUUGGUGUAUUUUAGGUAGCCAUGUCAAUAAUAAACUGUAUUAAAAACGGA
Molecule: messenger RNA, 1511 nt
Organism: Varroa destructor (honeybee mite)
Lineage: Eukaryota; Metazoa; Arthropoda; Arachnida; Mesostigmata; Varroidae
Product: SET domain-containing protein 4-like
Biological process (GO): peptidyl-lysine monomethylation; peptidyl-lysine trimethylation
Molecular function (GO): protein binding; protein-lysine N-methyltransferase activity
Source: RefSeq, a predicted model, not a curated record